Messenger RNA from Hypoxylon trugodes, 945 nucleotides. RefSeq names its product Maf/Ham1. The coding region runs from base 1 to 945 and encodes 314 amino acids. NCBI's taxonomy places the organism in Eukaryota, Fungi, Ascomycota, Sordariomycetes, Xylariales, Hypoxylaceae. Gene Ontology annotation, molecular function: nucleoside triphosphate diphosphatase activity. The record is from RefSeq and is a predicted model, not a curated record. The transcript has a single exon.
AUGGACGAAAAGAAACCUCUGCUCCCCGAACAAACCCCCUCCGACCCACCGCCAGACUACGCAACCUCAGCACAAGAACAUGGGCAAUCCCUCCCAAUCCGGCCACCACCCCCAGUCCCACGCCGGCCUCCACCAGGCGCACUCCUCGACCUCCCAAUCCUAAAAUACAUGCGCACGCACCGCGUAAUCCUCGCCUCCGCCUCCCCACGCCGGCGCGCCCUACUCGCACAAAUGGGCUUACUAAACCUCGAAGUGCGCCCCAGCGGCUCCCCCGAGAACCUCGACAAAACCUCGUUAGGACCAUUCGCAUACGUAUCCGCAACCGCGCAGCAGAAAGCGCUCGACGUAUACGCAUCUCUGAUCGACGAGGCCGCUACCAAGCAAUCCGAGCCCGUACCUCCCCCACCAGUAGAUUCCACCCAAGACCCGCGCUUAGCAGCCGAGUUCAGCGCAAAUGAAGAACGGUCGCGGAAAGAUCCGGAUCUGGUUAUCGCGGCUGAUACCGUGAUUGUCACGCGGGACGGUAUAAUCCUUGAAAAACCAAGUUCCGAAGCCGCGCAUUUGAAGAUGUUGAAACAUCUCCGGGACACGAGGACACAUCGCGUGCUCACGGCUUUAUGCUGUGUAGCGCCGCGCGCUGAUGCGCAGCACCCUGGGUACGUCCUCUCGUCGCAUGUCGAGGAGACGAAGGUCGUGUUUGCAAAAGAAGAAGAUGGGCUGCCGGAUGAUGUUAUCGAGGCGUAUGUGCGAACGCGCGAAGGCGUGGAUAAGGCGGGUGGGUAUGCGGUGCAGGGUCUUGGGGGCGCGUUGUUGGUGGAGAGGGUUGAUGGAGCGGUGGAUAAUGUUAUUGGGUUGCCGGUGCGUAAGUGUCUGCAGCUUUGUGAGAAGGUGGUUUUUAGACAGGAUGAGACGAGUGAUGAUGAAGGGGAGGAGGAUGAGGAAUAA